CCCUCAUCAUCCAUCCAUUCAUUCAACCUCAUUCUCCAAUAAUGCGUCACAUCAUAAUUAUGACUAUUUACCACAAUAGGGACUUAAUUAUAGCCCCAAUAAAACGGUAUAUACAUACACAGCAUUGUACCACCAUCUAUCUCUUUUAGGAAAUAAUCAAAAGAUAUCAAAAUCCCAUCAUAUCGCAUCGCAUACAAAAUCCAAUACUUUAUCACACUUCAAGCAUUCUUCCCUGUACUUGCCAUCACGUACCUCGAAAAGAAUCAUUCAUUCAUUCAUUCGUUCACCUCGCUCACCUCGCCUCUAUUCCAAAUUCACAUCCAUACCCAAACCCAACCCCCAAUCCAGCAUGUCAUCCCCACAAACAUAUAUGGAUUCAAAACCGCAGGUCGUCUCCAAAGAAAAACCACAUAUGAGUAUUUUCACCGAAUUGGAUAUCGAUGGUGGACCAUCACAAAGACCACCGUCAGCUUAUAUCAAGGACCCGCGUAAUAUAUGUUUCGACGAUAUACCAGAAGUGAGGGAUUCUGAUGUUCGGAAUGAUACAAAGGUACUAGGGAUAAUAUAUAUAUAUAUAUAUAUAUAUAUAUGCAACUUCGCUUAAUAUCUUUGGGAAUUUGUACUAAUUUUUUUUAACAGAAUAAAGAAAGAUCGGGAUGUGCUUGUUUGAUGAUGUAGGUUGCAUCUGUAUCGAGUAGAUUACCAAAGGAUAUCUCUUAGAUA
Sclerotinia trifoliorum is the source of this 723-nucleotide messenger RNA. Lineage: Eukaryota; Fungi; Ascomycota; Leotiomycetes; Helotiales; Sclerotiniaceae. The record is from the annotation of a GenBank genome assembly.